AUGGCAGACGAACACGCUAGCGAAACGAUGGUCCCAAUAGAGGCCAUCCAGACGGUGGAUCCUGAAGUCGUCGCUAAACUCCCCCCCGCGACCCAGAUCUCCAUCGUUCCCCACGGCAUCAGCCUAUGGACACGCACCGCUCGUCUGGACGUCGAGCACGAUGGCGUUCGUAAGCCGUAUUUCCUCAAGACUUCCUACGGCGCCCUCGGCCGCGCAAUGACGCAAAGCGAGUUCCAAUGCAUGUCCCGCAUGCGCCGCGCCGCGCCGGACCUGGUGCCGGAGCCUCUUGCUUCGGGGUCGUUUUCCGGCGUGCCGGACGUGCAUUUCCUGCUGUGCGAGUUCCGGCGUAUGACGGGGACGGUCCCGGCCCCCGAAGCACUCGCUGCGAAGAUUGCGGAGCUGCAUCGGUGUAGUGCUGGUGGUAGUGGUGGUGGUGGUAAGUUUGGGUCGGACGUGCCGACUUUCCAUGGGAACGUGCAAGUCGACCAUGGCUGGUCUGGGUUUUGGGAGGAGUACUUCGCGAGGACGACGAGGGUGUUGUUUGGGCUGGAGCAAGAGGCGCAGGGACCAAACGAGGAAAUAAAGGGGAUGAUAGCGCCUUUCUUCGACAAGGUAAUCCCCCGCCUCCUCCGCCCCCUAGAAACAGGCGGCCGCUCCAUCCAGCCGUGCCUUAUCCACGGCGACUUAUGGCACGGCAACGCCGAGACGGAUGCGGAAACCGGCUUGCCUAUCGUCUUCGACGCGGCGUCCUUCUACGCCCAUAACGAAUAUGAACUCGGCGUCUGGCGCCAGCCGUGGAAUAACAUUGGCGAGGCUUACCGGGCGGAAUACUACAAGUAUAUGCCCAAGUCGCAGCCGGAAGAGGACUGCGACGACCGGAACGCCUUAUAUGCAGUCCGAGUCAAUAUCCUCGACUCUAUUUUAUACAAGGACGAUCCCAGUUACCGACAGAUGUUGAUAUCUGGUAUGCGCGAGCUCGUCGAUAAGUUUCCCGGUGGCUUUGAAGAGUGGGACGCCUCGCAGGAAAAGGAGGCGGCGUGUAAGUAGACUUUUGCACUCG
Daldinia vernicosa is the source of this 1060-nucleotide messenger RNA. Its product is annotated as Fructosamine kinase-domain-containing protein. The coding region runs from base 1 to 1047 and encodes 348 amino acids. The transcript has 7 exons. The record is from RefSeq and is a predicted model, not a curated record. Lineage: Eukaryota; Fungi; Ascomycota; Sordariomycetes; Xylariales; Hypoxylaceae.